Molecule: messenger RNA, 6749 nt
Organism: Caenorhabditis auriculariae
Lineage: Eukaryota; Metazoa; Nematoda; Chromadorea; Rhabditida; Rhabditidae
Source: the annotation of a GenBank genome assembly
AUGAGCAUCGGAAUCGACUUGGGAACGACAUUUUCCUGCGUCGGUCACUAUGAGAACGGCGUCGUGAAGAUUUUGGAGAACGAGAACGGUACCUUUUUCCAUUUUUUUAUGUAGAACUUCAGCGAUUCUCCAAGCUACCUGACCAUUUUUAGCAGCUUCACGUGAAAAAAAGUGACGAGAGGAAACCGUUUUCACCCUUUGAAAAAUCUUCAUUUUUUUGGGUCAAAGUUGGAAGAAAAAUACUUUUUCAAAUUUCUCUCUUUUCUACAAGUUUUAUUGAACUUUUUUUCGAUUUUUUUAAAAGCUUUCUGAGCGUUUUAAAUAAUUCCUUGAACAUGAAUUAAUAGAAAACACGUGCUUGAAAUUAUGAAAAUCUCCAAUUUUCAUUAAAAAAAUUAACAUUUUUUUGGCUGAAAAUUGGAAAAAAAUUUUAUUGCCAAAAAUUCUGUCUUUUUUUACAAGUUUCGUUGUUUUUUUAAAUAUUCCGGAAUCUUUUUUUGGGAAUCUUUUCUGUUUUGACAGCUUGAGCAAUAUGUCAAAUGGAUUAAAAAUCGAGAAAAAAAUGAGCUAAAAAUUUGAAAAAUUCUGUGAAAAAUAAAGAAUUUUUUUCCGCCGCCGCUAAAGAAGUCACUUGAAAAAAAUUGGCGAUGGGGCGCAUUUUAGAGGCGAAUGUGAAUCUGUUUUUAAUUUUAGUUUCAUAAUCUUUUUCAUUUUUUUGUUUACCUGUCCCUGUUGGAAAUAUUUUCUCGAUUUAUUCUUCAAUUUUAUUUUUACAUAAAUCCCUUUCAUUUUGAAUCCUGAAUUUUUUUAAAUGUUUCUUCUUGAUAUAGAGAAUAAUAAUAAUAAUGUUAUUUAAAUCAAAUAAUGAAUCUCAGUUAUUUCUUCAUUGGUUUUUUUGAACAUUUUCUUUACAAAUUCGUACAAUAACCAAUGGAAAUUCAGUGAAAUUAUUGAUUUUUUUACUUUGUAACGACAUUUUUUUCGGACAAAUAGAUUUCAUGGUUAUUUUCAGCUUUAUUUUUUUACAUUCAUUUUUUUGCAAAAAUCCAAAGAUUCUUCUACUUUUUUUCUUCAUAUAUUGUUUUAUUAGUUAAUUUCAGGAUGUCGAACAACUCCUUCAGUUUUAGCGAUCGACGAAGACGGAGAAUGGCUCAUUGGGCAGCAUGCCAAGGACUUUGUCACCAAUCCGGAUAACUGCGUUUUCGGUUUCAAUAACCUUUACUUUCAAAAAAAGUAAUUUUUCAAAAAUUCUAGACGUCAAACGGAUAAUCGGCCGUCGCUUCAAUGACGUCCUGCUGCAGAAGGACAUGCUUCUCUGGCCUUUUCGAGUCGAUUUUUUUUCCGAUUUCCCCUUAUUUUUGAAGAAUUUAGAUUGAAAAAGACGGGGUUGACCCAGUAUUAGUUCUGAGAAGCGGGUCGAAAACCCACAAAUUUUCGCCGGUCAGUAUUUCGGCUCACAUUUUGCGGAAACUCAAGGAGAAUGCCGAGAGAAAGUUGGGGAUUCCGGUGAAGGUGUGAAGAACUUUGAAAACUCAAAUAUUAUUUUUUCUAUUUCCAGGAAGCCGUGAUCACGGUCCCGGCCUAUUUUAACGCUUCUCAACGGAGAGCCACUCAGGAGGUUUUUCACAUGCAGAAUUUUAAAAAAUAUUAUUAAAAAAAAAAUAGUUCAUCGCUAAAAUGUGAAGCGGGUCCAUUUGGAGAAAUAAAGAAAGAAGAAAAAAUUUUUUUAAAAAUUUCACAAUUUUCAUUGAUGAAAAGGUUGUCCGCGCGUCAGAUAUGACGUUUCUUGUGCAUGCACGCCGGACGAAAUUUUACAUACUUUCGAAAUUUUUCAACUUUUUUGAGGAACAAAAAAUGAAUCACAGCGUUUCCAGAGCUUCGUCUCGCCCGCAAAAAGUCGUCAGAUAUGAUGUUUCUUAUGCACACACCAAGACGAAGAUUAACAUACUACCGAAAUUUUUCAAACUUUUUUGAUGAACGAAAAUUAAUCACGGGGUUUCCAGAGUUUCGUCCUGCUCACAAAAAAAGUCGUCAAGUAUGAUGCUUCUUGUGCAUGCACCAAGACGAAUUUCAACAUACUUCCAAAAUUUCUUUGAACUUUUUGAAGAACAGAAAAUGAAUCACGGCGUUUCCAGAAUAUUCGUCAAGUCCAGAAAAAGUCGUUAAAUGAGAUGUUUCUUGUGCAUGCUCCUAGACAAAAUUUAACAUACUUGCGAAAUUUUUUUAAACUUUUUUUAUGAACAUAACAUGAAUUUUUAGAAACUGAAACUGAAAAAGUGGAAAAAAACUGUGUAUUGCUCCUUUAUAUUCAUUUAUCGAAAGGGAAAAAUUCUCAGAAAUCCAAAUUUUUUUCAACUUUUUAACCAACAAAAAAAUAAAAAAAUAUUGCUUCUAACAGAAAUGAUAAGAAAGAAAAAAGAAUUAAUUUUUUUGGGAUUUCGAGGUCAUUUUUUUGGGACUUCGAGGUCAAACGCAACCAUAAAAAAAUUAAAAAAUAUUUUUUUAAUUUUUUUGUACUUUUUAUUCGUUCUACUACAUUAUUUCAAAACCAUAAAUAGUUAAAACGAUUGAAAAUUUAUCAAAAAAAGAGAAAAAUUAACCCAACUCUUCCGGAAAAACUUGACUAUAAUUCGGACUUGGUAAUGCGAACCGGACGGGUUCGAGCGUUUCUAGUGACCACUUUAGUAGGGUCAGCACUCUUAAGUGAUCCCUAGAAUCGCCCGGAAGCACGUCCGAGCACACAAAAUAAGGAAAUUCCAGGCGGGAUCCCUGGCCGGACUCAACGUCCUCCGCAUUUUGAACGAACCGACGGCGGCGGCGAUCGCCUACAGUCUCCACGGCGGUCAGAGGCUUUCCAAGAGAAAUAUCCUCAUUUAUGACCUUGGGGGCGGGACUUUCGAUGUGGCUGUCGUCAGCAUCGAUGGGCCGAGAAUCACGGUUUGUUUUGGUGCUUUUCAGGGAAAAAAAUUCUCAAUAUAUCAAAAAGGUAAUUAACUAGCAAUCGCGCUCCAUUGAAGAAAAAAUUUGUGAUCCUUGUUAAUAAGCUAGAGACACUUGCGAGACAAAUGAAAAAGGGCUUACAUCGCUUAAGUGAUCACUAAGGAGCUUAAAGUUGUCUUCAAAAAAACCCCCGAAAUAGGAGAUACAUUAAGUUUUCUGAAAAAAAUUCGAGCCAACCACUUUUUCGAGCUGAUUUGUCUCCAGAGCGCGAACCUUUCGGAACUUGUGAAAAAUAUUAUUUGGAAUUUUUUUACUAAACAAUUUCUGAGGGGUCCCUAUAGGGGUUUGUUGUUUCAGGGCCUCUGUAGGGACCCCUUAAGAGAUUCUCAGUACCCUCAAAAUUAUGCAAUUUUUUAAUUUUCCAACAAUUUCGGGUCUUUUUUUCUGCUUUAAUUGAUACUUGCUCGAAUUAUUUUUUUUCUCGUUCUCGUAUCAGAAUAUUCAAGGUGAAAGCCAAGGGAGGGGACACUCAUUUGGGCGGCGAAGACAUCGACAAUCGCCUGAUCCGGGCGUUGGCCGACCGAUUCCAAGCCGAACAUGGAAUCGACCUGAUGAAGUCGUUCCGCGCCAUGAAACGACUCCGGAAAGCCGCCGAAAACGCCAAAAUCACCCUUUCUUCGAGCAAUAAUGCGAGGAUUGAGGUUGAGACGCUUUUAUCAUAUUUUGUCCGAAACUGCUUGAAAAUUCUGAUUUCAAUCAUUUUUUGCAAGCAUUUUUCGAUUUUUCAGCUUUAAAGGCGUAUUUUUUGGCUCUGAUCCCGUGUCCAAAGUGAUUUCCGCGAAAUUCAAAAUUGUCUCUGACUCUCCAAAAAUCCAGUUAUCUUUUCCAGUCUCUGACUCCUGUUCUAAAUUUCGCAAAAAUUUUUUUUUCUCGCCUCAUCACUUGGAAUUGUACAAAAUUAGUGUCUUUGAAAAAAAUGAAUUUUUCGCGUCAAAACGCGAUUUUACUGAAUUUCAGCUGAUUUUAACUUGAAUAACCUCCCAAUUUUUUUUGAAAAAUCCAGAAAUUCGGGACAAAAUAAAUAUUUUUUUAUAUGCUGAAAUGGUCGCGAAAUCAGUAAUUUUUGAAGUUAAAGUUUUAAAUUUUAUUAUAAUAUUUUGAGUUUUCAGCUUUUUUUAUAGCUUUGAAGCUUAGAUAUACAGAAAGACGAUAGAAAAUGAGGAAAAAUAUAGACUUUUUUUGGGAGGCCGAAGUGGUCCCUAUGUCCUAUAAAGACCAAAAAAAUUUUUUUUAGUCGAAAAAAAUGUUAAUUUUUUUGAUGAAUUUUCGAGAUUUCAAAAGGAAAAAAAUCGAAUAUUUAUCAUUUAUUUUCAAUGAUAUUGCUGAAAAAAACCUUGACCAGAAAAAAAUUUUUUUGUCGGAAAAAAAUGUUAAUUUUCGAUGCAUUUUUUUGGUGGUAUCAAAAAAAUACCAGCGAAAAAUUCAAACGGCGACUUUUUCCGAUUUUUUUCGUAUCGCUAGGGAACUUUUCGACGGAUCCCUUUCCGACUUUUUUUUCCCUUAUGUUUUUUUCGGUUUAUAAAACAUAUAUAGUCGAUGUGCCACGACUUGAAAUUUCAUGGAACGACACUCCGUUGGGUGGCCGUGGCCGUGAAAGCGCCUUGCCUUUGCGAAUUUCGGUCGCGCUUUCCAUUUUUUUUUUCUUUUAUUUGAAAUUUUCAUCAUUUUAAUUAUGUUUUAAUAGUUUUCUUUGUGCCAAAUUCAUAAUUAUCUUUUCUAGUGGAUAGACUGUUUCAUUGAUAAAAAUAAAGUAGAGUAAUUUUCGAAUUUUAAGAGAAAAUGCGUUUAUAAUGUUUGAAAGUUUUCAUGAGAUGGUCUUUGGUUUUUGUUCAAUAUAUUCCGUUAUUUAACCUUCAUUGAGCCUUUAUCGACAUUUGUUUUUUUCAUUUCAAAUAAUGUAAAAAAAUAUCCCAAUCAGAAAUAAAAAUACACAGUGAAUGAUUUUUAAAAAAAUUGAAUGUUUCUACAUCGACGAAUUUUAUUUAAAAACAGAUACAUAAGUUUAAAGAAAAAAAUUAUUAGUUUGCUGGAAAUUUCGUUCAGCACAUCGUUUCCACUGUUCCAAUUGCUCCCUGUUCACGCCCCAUUUCUGACGCAAAGUUCAGCAAUACGAUUUAUCUAAAGCUCCAUUUAAAAAAAAGGAACGAAAACCUUUCUUCAAAUUAUGGUGCAUGUGCUCAUGGAAGUAAACGUCUUCAUUUUAUAAGACACUCAAUUUCUGAAAAAAACCAUUAACGACUGCAAACAGAAAAAAAAAACGAUGAAAACAUUAAAACAUGGCCAUGAAAAAAAACACGGAAACUUUUGUAGAAUAUUGUGGUGUUUACGGCCUAUUUCACCCGCAAAUCUUUUUGGUAAACCUUUGAAACCUUUUUUGAGAAACGAGAAAAACAAUAUUAAAGCGAUUGACGAAUACAUGAAGUUUUUCAAACUUGUUUUUAAUCGCUUUUUUCGAGAAAGAUCAUGAAAUUUACUGUGUUCUUUUGUUUACAUUUGUACAACGCAAUCCUUUUCAACGAUAAUAAUACAUUUUGAAGACAAUUAAAAAACGAUCGAAAUUAGAAUGAAAACCAAAAAAAAAAUUAGCGUGGCCGGGGUUGGCAAACUCGCAAAAUGCGCGCUACCGCACAAAUCAAAACAGCGGAGUGUUGUUCCAUGAAAUUUCAACUUGUGGCACAUCGACUAUAUGAACAUUUUUUUUUUCUUAUUUCUUUGUGUUUUAAUCAUGAACCAACUACCUACUUCAUAUAGGAAGAUUUAAAAUAAAGAUUUUAUCGAGAAAAAAAGUCGGAAAAAGAUUCGGCAGAAAGGUGGCCGUCGGAAAGUUCCUUAGCGAUAUGAAAAAAAUCGGAAAAGUCGCCGUUUGAACUUUCGCUGGUCUUUUUUUCAUACCACCGCAUUUUUGAAUUUUUAAAUGGAAAUAAGAAAUAUUUUUCACUUAUCUUCAAAAAAAUAUACAGUACCGCUCAAAAGUCUAUUAACUUUUGGUUUUUUUGGGGAUAUCUCAGCGAGUACUUAUCCGAUUUAUAUGUAACUUUCAGGGAUAAUGUAAAAAUAUACUUUUAAACAUAUACGGUAUACAAAGACAUGUCCGCAAUGACUGUGACGCGUUUUAGGCAUUUUUUUAUUGAAUUCCAUUUUUGUUUUUAUGCUUUUUAUUUUUUUAUUUAUUUUUUUAUUAAAUUUUUUUAAAAAUUAAUAAUGUUGCCAUAUGAUUUUUUUCAUGUUUUCAGACAUGGGAAGAACCUUUGGAAAUAAGAAUUUGACUGAUAACGACAAAAGAGCCAUCGUUGUGGGUCGUCAAAAUGGACUGACCAUGAUGACGUUGGCAGGAAUGUUCGGCGUGACAAAGGCGGGCAUUUCUCAGUUCCUAAAGCGUCAGAAAGCUCAAGAUGGCUCUACUAACAGCCAACGCACUGGAAGACCACGUGUCACUGAUCGUAAUGACGAUAGGAACAUUUUUGAAGACGUCUAGAACCAAUCAAGACUCACCGCCCCUGCGAUCAGACGGGAAGUUUUUCUUGAAUUCGCCAUCUCCGCCAUCCGUCUCGACCGUGAAACGACGUCUGAAUGCUGCUGGAAUCAUGGGAAGACGUCCAGUGAAGAAACCGCUGAUUUCUGAAAAGAAUCGAGCCGCCAGGGUGAAGUGGGCGAAGGAGCAUCUCAACUGGACCCGUCAAGACUGGAACAAGAUUCUGUCGUCCGACGAAAUCAAGUUCCUCCUCUUCGGAAGUGACGGAAUUCAAUGA